This is a messenger RNA of Archocentrus centrarchus (flier cichlid), 2812 nucleotides long. RefSeq names its product potassium inwardly rectifying channel subfamily J member 8 (gene kcnj8). Gene Ontology annotation, molecular function: ATP-activated inward rectifier potassium channel activity. Gene Ontology annotation, cellular component: plasma membrane. The transcript is spliced from 7 exons. NCBI's taxonomy places the organism in Eukaryota, Metazoa, Chordata, Actinopteri, Cichliformes, Cichlidae. Gene Ontology annotation, biological process: regulation of monoatomic ion transmembrane transport; potassium ion import across plasma membrane. The record is from RefSeq and is a predicted model, not a curated record. Bases 85 to 1350 code for a protein of 421 amino acids.
AGAGGCGCAGAGCAGAGGCGGCGCGCUGCCUUCACUCCGAAACAUCACCGAAAGGCGACGGAGGCGCGGCAGACGGAGAAGAAGAUGUUGGCGAGAAAAAGCAUCAUCCCGGAGGAGUUCGGUCUGCCGGGGCUUGUCUCCCGGAUGCCCCGAAAGCCGGUGUUCAGGGACCGCGUGAACAAAGCUCGCUUUAUUGCCAAAAACGGCUCAUGCAACUUGGCGCACAAGAACAUCCGUGAGCAGGGAAGAUUCCUGCAGGAUGUCUUCACCACGCUGGUGGACCUUAAAUGGCGCUUCACGCUGGUCAUCUUCACCACGACAUUUGUCAGCAGCUAUCUGCUGUUCGCCAUGAGCUGGUGGCUGGUGGCUUUUGCGCACGGAGAUCUGGACCCGUUGCGGGAAAACGGGGCUGACUGCGUCACCAAUGUCAAGUCGUUCACUUCAGCCUUCCUGUUCUCCAUCGAGGUCCAGGUGACCAUCGGCUUUGGGGGACGUAUGAUAACGGAGCAGUGUCCCACCGCCAUCACGGUGCUCAUCCUGCAGAACAUAGUGGGACUCAUCAUCAACGCUGUGAUGCUGGGUUGUAUCUUCAUGAAGACGGCUCAGUCGAACCGUCGGGCAGAGACGCUCAUCUUCAGCCGCCACGCCGUGAUCGCCGUCAGGAACAACCGGCUGUGCUUCAUGAUCCGCAUCGGGGAUCUCAGGAAGAGCAUGAUCAUCGGAGCGACCGUCAGGUUACAGGUGGUGAGGAAGACAACCACACCAGAGGGGGAGGUGAUCCCCAUCCAUCAGAUCGAUGUCCAGACGGAAAGUGCUGUGUCCAGCAACAGCCUGUUUCUCCUCGCCCCGCUCAUCAUCUGCCACGUCAUCGACAAAGACAGCCCGCUCUACGACCUGUCAGCCAUGGAGCUGCAGUGCAGCGACCUGGAGGUGAUCGUCAUCCUGGAGGGAGUCGUGGAGACGACGGGGAUCACCACGCAGGCCCGGACCUCCUACAUCUCCGAGGAGAUUCAGUGGGGUCACCGUUUUGUUCCCAUAGUAACAGAGGAGGAGGGCGUGUACUCAGUCGACUACUCCAAAUUUGGCAACACGGUCAAGGUUGCGACGCCGUGCUGCAGUGCCAGAGAGCUGGACGAGAAGCCCUCCAUCUUAAUCCAAACCCUCCAGAAGAGCGAGCUGUCGCACCAGAACUCGUUGAGGAAGCGCAACUCCAUGCGACGCAACAACUCCAUGCGCAAAGCCACGGGAAGCAGCGGGAGCCUCCGCAGGAACAACUCAGGGCUCGCCGUGCCUAAAGUCCAGUUCUUCACCCCGACCGAGGGAGGCCAGAACCUGAAUGCCGUCACCUGACAUGAGGCCUGCCUUCUGCUGGCUACCCUGCUCCUCCUGGUGGGGAGGAAGAUUGUGGGUGUCAGCACAUCUUUUUCUCUGAUAGGACUCAUUCUUCUUCUUUUCCCCGCCAUAUCUAGACUCAUGUCUCGACACAUUCACUGUUAAUGUUACCCGUGUUUAUGUUCAGGGUGUAAAAUAGUUCUUUUUCAGAUUAUAUUCCUGAUUUCCUGCAGUUCAGCCUCUGCCUUAAAGCAGUUAACGAAACAUAACGGGGCCUUAGCUUACAGAAUGACCGUCACGUUCCAAGAUGUAUGAUUUGAAGUAUUUAAUUUAAUCAAGGUCAUAAAUCAAUAAAAAGGUCACACUACAUUUCUUGUAGACCUCAGUUCAGCCGGACUUCUCUCCUGCCUUUUUCCUGCAUGUACCUACUCGGCUCAACUCAACUCGGUUUUUAGGGUUUUCCAUUAGGUGGUAGUACCUGGUACCGGGUACUUUUUUAGUACCUAUUCAGCCGUGGUUCCAAGAAAGCUAAGUCGAGCUUUAAAUUAUACAGACUGCAUGCCACUGAUUGGCCAAGGACUGACGUCACUAGAGCAACAUGAGAUCCCUUCAAGAAUCAAACACGCUGUUUUUGAAACGCAUCAAUGAGGGAAAUGGCCACACGCUAAUCAACACAGACAAAUUUUGUGCUUGGCGGCUGACGACUGAAUCCAGAUGGAGCUCAGUGGAGCAACUGUUUGUGUUUGCGUCGCAUACAAAUUACAUUGUGAGUGUUUCGGGUAGCCUUGCUGAGGCAGUCCUCAAAUGUAAAGGAAAAUAAUCGACAUAGUGUAGAGUCGGGUUGAGUCAAGCCCAGUAGGUACUAGUGGAAAAGAAGUAUUUGAAACCAAAGGAUUCGCCCCCUGCUGGCCAUUAGAGAGAAUACAGAUAUAAGGCACUUGUGUAUUGUGUACAUCUUUCUUCUUAUUUUUUUCCAUUGUGCUGCAGUUCAAGAAUUACACCCAUUGUUUUCUUUGUUAAUCUACAUUAAACACUUUACCCCAGUGCUGCUGCACCUCAGAUACUCAGAAAAGCAGCAAUAAUAAUAACAGCCUGGCAAAUCCCCAUUAUAACUACACUCCAUCUGUGUGAUGUGCGCGAUGUGUGCUCCGGUCACCAGCUGAUGUGUUGCACUUAUUUUUAGAAGCUGCAGAGAGAAAAAGCAUUUUGAAGAUGUCACCUUGAGCAUCAGGAGGUUGUGUUGGACAUUUUGUAUAUCAGUCUAUAUAUCUAAAUAGUUUCAGAUGAGGGUAAAUCAACCAUCUUUAGCCUUCUGUCCUUUCAGUAUUACUGAUGUUUUUUUUUUUAAUUUUUAUCUACACUUGUUUCACUUAGUUUUACUUAUUUUUUUUUUAAGGGUAGAUGUACAGCUUAAUAUUUUCUAAUUAAGUUCACAAUCGCUGUUAAUGAGAGCCAGAAUAAAUCACCAUAUGGUAUUCUA